AUGGCGUUCGAAUCAUGGAACGACGUCUGGGCGUUCGUCAAGAGGCAGAUCCCAGACUUGUUCACCAAGAGGAAGGUCAACUUCAUCACUAUCCACUAUCUCUACAUCAUAGGCGUGUCCUUUUUCCUCUCAGCCAUAAUCCGUGCGGCUGGAGAGAUAGAUUACAUCGAUGCCCUCUUCUUCGCCGCAGGCUCGUGCACACAAAGUGGUCUCAACACUGUCGACGUCAAUACACUAUAUCUGGGACAGCAAAUUUGUUUCUACAUUGGGGCCAUGUUAUGCAAUCCGAUAAUAAUCCAUUCCUCCGUGGUGUUCGUCAGGCUGUACUGGUUCGAGCGGCGGUUUAAGGACAUCGUCCGUGAUGCCAGGUCUCUGCGCCGAUCCAAAUCUCGGACUAAAACCAUGGAGCUGGAUCCCGACGAUCCUGAAAGAGUCAGGAGGGAAUUAGGCGUCAGAGGUCGCGCCAUACAAGUGCUUCGUCACACAGGUCGUUCGUUCCGCAGAGACGAGAAGGGCGAGCAUGAGCAGGAUGAGUCUAUGCCCAAGGUGAAGGUCGACGAGGGCUCCGAUUCGGAGCCAAAGAAGUCUGACUCGACCAACGAUCCGCAGGACUUCGAUCACGACGAUGAGCCCUACAGAGACAUCGACGAAGUCCGCAUCCCUGCUCAACUCAGCCCCGAACAGCACAUUCAGUUUCUGGAGCGGCAGAGAAAUCCAGAGGAUAGUUCAACCCUACGUAUCCCCAGUCCUAGAGAAUUCGAUCGUGGAGGAAAGCCAGAAAAUGUUGACGAUGUUGGGUUUGGAGGUCUCCCCCGUCGUGUAAAUACGAAUUUCGAGGCGGAGGGCGGCAGAGCUGGACCAGGCCAUAUCACAAUCGAUGAGCCUCAGAUACACCGCAAUCGAACGCACACCACAACAUUCCCUCGAGCGAGCUCCCGACAACGCACCAACACGGACCUCGGUGCGGACCACUUGAGCCCAAGGAAACGGACCAACACGGGCCUCAGCAGUUUUCGCAGGAGUAAUACCGGCCAUUCAGUUCAAGAGCCUACGCCCUACCUCAGCUGGCAGCCAACAGUCGGGCGCAAUUCAUUUUUCGUCAACCUGUCGGAAGACCAAAGGGAAGAAUUAGGUGGCAUCGAGUAUCGCGCUUUGAAGACUUUGGCAUGGAUCCUGGUAGCGUUCUUUUUCGGCUUUCACAUCCUGGGCAUUAUCUGUCUCGUCCCCUGGAUCAUGACUACACGCUUCGGGGCCAUUCCAACCGAUGUUGGUCAAGGUCGACCUUGGUGGGGCAUAUUCACAGCCGGCUCUGCAUUCAACGAUCUCGGCUUCACUCUGACGCCCGACUCGAUGAUCUCCUUCCAAUACGCCGUCUUUCCGCUGCUAUUGAUGACGUUUCUGAUAAUAAUCGGCAACACUGGAUUCCCGUGCAUGCUCAGAUUCGUCAUUUGGGCUUGUUCUGCGGUAGUACCGGCAGGAAGUGGUAUCUGGGAAGAACUUCAAUUUUUGCUUGAUCACCCACGUCGAUGCUUCACAUUGUUGUUCCCGAGGGGCGCAACAUGGUGGCUGUUCGGAAUUCUCGUCAUACUCAACGGCGUAGAUUUGAUCUUGUUCAUCAUCCUGGACCUCAAUGACGAGACUGUAUCGAGCAUACCCGUGGGAUAUCGGAUUCUGGACGGCCUCUUCCAAGCUGCUUCGACUCGAACGGCAGGAUUUAGCGUGGUGAACAUCGCCAACUUGCAUCCUGCGAUCCAAGUGUCCUACUUAAUCAUGAUGUACAUAUCGGUCUUUCCUAUUGCGAUAUCGAUGCGUCGCACCAAUGUUUACGAGGAGAAAAGUUUGGGCAUCUACGCUGCCACCGAAGACGAUGAUGAGGAGGGAAAAGAGCCUAGCUACGUUGGAGCCCAUGUCCGGCGACAACUGAGCUUCGACUUGUGGUAUAUUUUCCUGGGAUUGUUCAUCAUCGCCAUCGUUGAAGGCCACAACAUUGAGAACACGAACGAGUACGCAUUCACUAUGUUUUCGGUGCUAUUCGAGAUUGUCUCGGCGUAUGGCACAGUCGGCCUAUCACUGGGCUAUCCUGAUAUCAAUGCAUCAUUCUCCGCCAAGUUUGCAACACUGUCGAAGCUGGUGAUCAUUGCCAUGAUGAUCCGUGGACGACAUCGUGGCUUGCCAUACGAACUGGAUCGAGCUGUGCUUCUUCCGUCAGAGAAGCUGCAUGAAAAAGAAAGCCGUGAAGGGAAACGGUUGAUGCAACGUAGAAUGUCGUUUGGAUCCAUGCAGAACGUGCCGACCAACAACAUGGCUGUUUCAGGAGCCCUUGAGGGCAAUUUCCGUGCGGAGACGGGCUUAUCGUCUGGAGCAGACUACCAGCACAGGUUCGAGAACAAUGGCCUGGAGGGUCGGAUCGCCGCGAAUCAUACUAAGAAAGCACGAGUUGGACUGGGACAAGCCAUGUAUAAAUUGACGUCUGUUGCUGAUUCGAUGACUGCCAAGGAGGACCUGGAGCGCAACGAUCACGACGAGGAUGAGAAGGAGAAGAAGGCCGGGUGA
Messenger RNA from Cyphellophora attinorum, 2553 nucleotides. Its product is annotated as Low-affinity potassium transport protein. Gene Ontology annotation, cellular component: plasma membrane. The record is from RefSeq and is a predicted model, not a curated record. Gene Ontology annotation, molecular function: high-affinity potassium ion transmembrane transporter activity. NCBI's taxonomy places the organism in Eukaryota, Fungi, Ascomycota, Eurotiomycetes, Chaetothyriales, Cyphellophoraceae. The transcript has a single exon. Gene Ontology annotation, biological process: intracellular potassium ion homeostasis; potassium ion import across plasma membrane. The coding region runs from base 1 to 2553 and encodes 850 amino acids.